GGAAGAAGUUCCUGUGAAGCGUGUAAGAACUUGAGUGGAGAACUAAGGUCAAUGCAUACUCGAAGAAGUUCCAUUCGCGUGAGUGGUGAAAUGAGGUCGAGACUGAUUGUAAUCGAUUGAGAGCAGAGCAGGUGACAUAUUAUCGAGGAUGAGUACAAUAGAUAGUGAGAUGAAACUUUGAGAGUCUGUGAGAGGACAGCAAUGCCCGUUUGAGCAUUAGUAUAGAGAGAUCCCCGUUGUGCUUGUGUCUCCUCGUCGAUAUCUCUUUCUUGAUCCUCGAGAAAGAAGUGUCACCUACCCGGAUCCUUGCAAACAGAAGCCGGAAAUACACAAAGGUUGCAAGAACCUUCGCCUCAAAAAUGUCAAGAUUAUGUCAUCAAAGCCCUCCAACCCGAAAUCCAUGCAAGGUUCAAAACUACUGCCGUCGAUUUAUUAAAGGAUAGUAGUAGUACGACUAGACAUUAAAUCAAAAAUAUGUCUGACGAAGAAGAACAACAACAAAACGUCGACCCAAGGGCCGCUGCCCUUGCUGGUGUACCGGAUUGUCAUGUGAGACAAAACGACCUUCCCGACCAUCUUUGGGAUAAGGUAAUCAGACCAUGCUUGCUAUGAUAUGUAGUUUUAUUGUUGAAUCGAGCUGAUAGCAUUAGCAAUGCUAAGGGAAGAGACUAAAGACUGACUGUCUAUGUGAGACUUGAGACCACUUCGUUAAUGCAGACAACAGCAAACGCAAGAUAUUAACACGGCAUUCUUCUCCUCCUCCACAGGUAAGAAUUGCCUUGAAGGAAGCGCUCGCAGCACACAAGAUGGAGAAAGACAUCGCGUAUUAUGUUGAUACAAGAUGAUUUUUGUUUUCUAUUUACUUUGAUCAGCUUGAAUGAUCCAUCUCGUCGCUCAUCGUCAUCAGAAUAAAAGAACUCGCUCUCAUCAUUUGACAGGCGCUAUAUCAAGACAAAGAUCGAUGAGGACCCAGAUUUUAACGAGUUGCCAGGCAAAGGCCCGUGGCAGACAAUAGUAGGGAAGUCCUUCGCAGGCGCAAUAACACACGAAGCGAGUACUUUCAGAUUUUGGAUUUUCCACAAUGUUGAGCAUGUUUUUCCGAUGAUAAGAAGAUGACAAUAUAAUACCUCUAGACCAGGCAGUACAUGAAUGCUACGUAGUUCUCAUUGAGCAAGAAAUAGUACAUUCCUUUCUACUCGUGUAGGACUUGAUUUGGUUUUCGACCACACUUUUACCUCGUCGCAGGUCACGUGUGCAUGUUCGAUGUUGCGAACUCUAGGGAAACGGUUUUGCUGUGGAAAUCACUGUCAGUGCAGAACUAGGAUGCGGGACGACGUGCUCAAGCAACACAAAUAGGAGAGGAUGCGCUCCUCAAUUCGGACUUUUACAUUCGCAUUCAAUCUAGGAGAUCAAAGAAAAAUGAUAGUAUCCUUAACAUUUGCUGACUUUCAACUACCGUGGUUCGCGAGGCCUUCAGAAAAAGGCUGCGAGGGUGCCAGAACAUUGCACCACCUCCCCUGGGCUGUGUAAUUCUUCCCCUGAAAAUUUAUAGUACCGACAAUUAGAGAAUCAUUGCUGUACCCCAAGAAGAUAUAAAUGACCCUGAGGAGAACAUGAGGUUGAGCCUAUGUGCAAACAUGUAACCACGCUAGGACAGAAGACUAGGGUGUCCAUGUGGACCUCAGAGGCUGCGCCAAGGAGCGGGAGUUGGUCCUGUGCUCUUUCGAUAACAGUGACGUUGAAAAAAGGCUAUUAGUGACAUGAAAGAGGCCAGUAAGAAAGGAAAGGUCUUCCACAAAGAGAGGAGCAGUUGUAAACGAAGCAUCUUUGUUGACGAAAAUUUGGGUCUUACCCUGAUAAAUUUGAAUUUCAAGAUAGGAGUUGCUCAAUGUAACUGGGAGUCAAAGUAGUGAGAAAUAGAAUCUUACAAAGCUCGAGGGACG
Molecule: messenger RNA, 1943 nt
Organism: Amoebophrya sp. A25
Lineage: Eukaryota; Dinophyceae; Syndiniales; Amoebophryaceae
Source: the annotation of a GenBank genome assembly